Pseudophryne corroboree (corroboree frog) is the source of this 2653-nucleotide messenger RNA. RefSeq names its product deoxyribonuclease-1-like. Gene Ontology annotation, cellular component: nucleus. The record is from RefSeq and is a predicted model, not a curated record. Lineage: Eukaryota; Metazoa; Chordata; Amphibia; Anura; Myobatrachidae. Gene Ontology annotation, molecular function: deoxyribonuclease I activity; DNA binding. The transcript has 9 exons. The coding region runs from base 53 to 895 and encodes 280 amino acids. Gene Ontology annotation, biological process: DNA catabolic process.
UGACACCCCAGAGAUACCAUUCGGCUACCGGACUCACCUGUCACCAUCCAAGAUGAUACGUGUCAUCAUUGCUCUGACUCUGGUCUUGUGCAAUGUGGCGGCUUUGAAGAUCGGAGCAUUUAACAUUCAGGCCUUUGGAGACUCAAAAAUGACAAAACCUGAUGUAUCUUCCAUCAUAUGUAAGAUACUGUGUCGCUAUGAUAUAGUCGUGAUCCAGGAAGUCAGAGAUACAGACCUUAGUGCAGUGGAAACCCUGAUGCUGGAACUGAACAGAAAACAUCCUCAACCCAGAUAUUCCUAUGAGGUCAGCGACCCUUUAGGAAGAGACUCUUAUAAAGAGCGUUACCUGUUUGUGUACAGGAAUGACAAGGUGAGCGUCCAAGACUCCUAUCAUUACCACGAUCACAACAUGUACACUGGAGAAGACACCUUCAGCAGGGAACCAUUCGUGGUCAUGUUUAACGCUCCAGGGACAGUUAUUGGAAACAUUGUCCUGGUCCCGUUACAUUCUGCACCCAAGGAUGCGGUCCGGGAGAUAGAUGCUCUGUACGACGUCUAUGUGGAUGUGUGUGACAGGUGGCAGACCGAUAAUAUUAUAUUUCUGGGAGACUUCAAUGCCGGCUGCAGCUACGUCAGUGAGUCUGACUGGGACAACAUCCGCCUGCACAGCAGCGAAGACUUCACAUGGCUGAUCCCUCACGACGUUGACACGACUGUAGGAAAAACGUUCUGUCCAUACGACAGAAUUGUCAUCAGUGGCGCUGAGCUGCAUGACGCUAUAGUUCCCGAUUCAGCCAAGAUAUUCAACUUUAAUGAACAGUACAAACUGUCUCAAGAACUGGCUUUGGCUGUGAGUGACCACUACCCUGUGGAGCUUGAGAUGAUGAUGGUGUAAGUGGGGGCAUUGUCACUGUGUAUUGCAGGAGUAACAUUUGUACAUCAGCUAUGGACAGCCUACAGAUGGAGCCAUCUUUAUCUUGGCCUUUAAUAGGAUUAAUUGAGCCAGGGCAAUCAGACUUAAUCCCUUUAUGUAUUGUUCUCUCUGUAUUGUAUAGCAGCUGAGAACAAUAGAUGAAAGGCUUAUGCUAAUAAACCUUGGUGCGCCUAGGCGCAGCAGAGAAGCCAAGAUGAUCAUGGCUCCAUCUAUACGUCAUUAUUCCGCCCAUCUAAAGCUAGCUGCCCACUGUGCAAUACCCGGACUGAUCAGACUAUUCUUAGCUGGUCGGACGAUUACUGCACAGUGGCCCUCAUUCCGAGUUGUUCGCUCGCAAGCUGCUUUUAGCAGCAUUGCACACGCUAAGCCGCCGCCUACUGGGAGUGAAUCUUAGCUUAGCAAAAUUGCGAACGAAAGGUUCUCAAAAUUGCGAAUAGAAAUUUCUUUGCAGUUUCUGAGUAGCUCGAGACUUACUCUUCCAGUGCGAUCAGUUCAGUGCUUGUCGUUCCUGGUUUGACAUCACAAACACACCCAGCGUUCGCCCAGACACUCCGCCGUUUCUCCAGCCACUCCCGUGUUUUUCCCAGAAACGGUAGCGUUUUUUCACACACUCCCAUAAAACGGACAGUUUCCGCCCAGAAACACCCACUUCCUGUCAAUCACAUUACGAUCACCAGAACGAAGAAAAAACCUUGUAAUGCCGUGAGUAAAAUAAUUGGUAUUUGGCUUCAUAGCAAAUUUACUUGGCGCAGUCGCAGUGCGAACAUUGCGCAUGCGCAAUAAGCGGAAAAUCGCUGCGAUGUGAAAAAAAUUACAGAGCGAACAACUCGGAAUGACCACCAGUGUGUACUCACCACCCGAGGCUGAUGGCCAAUCACAAGCCAGGUGGAUCGGCUCCCGUCAUCGGGAGUGCGGCCACGUUGAGCCGACAUCGUGCCACAAAUGCGACGUGUACACGACUGGCCGGACAAAACCACAUUUACAGGCAUCAACACAAUCGUUCAGACAGGAAUGUUAAUUGUGUUGUGUUUACAGGAAAUUGGAUGUGGAUCCUAUUAUCUGUCUGUUGUGUGCCUAGCUUAAAUGAAAUUUCUACUAUGCUAUACUUGUAUAUAGCCACUUAAUCAGGAAAAUGGAUAAUUGGGAAAAAAUAAAUUAUGUCUCCGUGAAAAAGGGCGUAUUACAUACGUCACACAUGUAUUAUCAGAAAUAUUUACUACGGGUGAGGACGUUUGUGAGAAAAGGACUCCGCUGCUGUAACUAGUCUGUGACGGGGUAGCGUUGCUUGUAAGACCCCCUGCGCUGGUAGCUGUAGUAUAUAGCAUUAACUUAUAUGGUACAGUAAUGUAUUUAUACAGACCUCUCUGUGAUGGUCACACAGUGCACUGAGAUAUAGAACACGUCUACGGAACUUGUACAAUAUUGUGAAAUAAAGUUGGCACUUCAUACGGCGUUAAAAAACGGUCUAUGUGAAAAACAUAGUGGAUCGUGUUAAUACGCUAUAUAUUUGUCGUUUGAUUCAUGUCUUCCUACCUCUAUGUCUGUCUGUACCCAGUUCUGUUCUAUUACGGUUGUUCCAAUUGUAAAGUGCAACGAAAUAUGCUGCGCUAUAUAAGAAACUGGUAAUAAAUAAUAAUGUCCAAUGUUUUUAAUGAAUUACUGUGAAAAAAUUUAUUUUAAAAGAAAAACAAUGGUAUACAAUUAAAUAUAACGAUGGUA